Messenger RNA from Rhopilema esculentum, 4926 nucleotides. RefSeq lists its product as uncharacterized. The record is from RefSeq and is a predicted model, not a curated record. NCBI's taxonomy places the organism in Eukaryota, Metazoa, Cnidaria, Scyphozoa, Rhizostomeae, Rhizostomatidae.
AUGUCAGAAGAAGAGAGUGGUAUCAGCCCACCAGAGCCAACUGAAUUGGAGCAAGCGAUUCAGGACAUUAUUGAAAGGAGGGAUGAAGCACAGAGUGAAAUGGCCAGGGCUGGUGAGAGAGUUGCAGAAAAGGAGAAAGAAACAGCUGAAUCUGUAAGAAAACGCUCUAUGGAAAGAUUGGGAGAGACAAGGGAGAGAGAGUGUCAGGAAGGUGGGAGAAAAAGAAGAAAGGCUGAUGGGGACAAAGAGGUGAUCAACUAUAUGCGAGAAAAGACUGACAGAGAUCGGCAACUAAAAAGAGAAGAGUUUGAAUUGAGAAGAAGAGAGAUUGAGGUAAAAGAAAAGGAAAUUAAGAUAAAAGAGAAAGAGAUUGAGAUAAAAGAAAAAGAGAAGGAGAGAGAAUGGGAAGUUAAGAAGUGAGAGCUAGAAAUGAAGGAAACAAAUAAUGAGGCAAGGGCAAAUAGGGACAGGGAUAUGAUGGUCAUGUUUCAGCAGCAGCAAGGGCAAAUGCAGCAUCAGAACCAACUGCUGCUUGAUGUUGUCAAUAAGCUGUUGGACAAAUUUACUUAAAUUUUAGUCAUAUUGACACUAAAAUUGAAAUAUUUUCCUAAAUAAGCCUCUCUAGAAUCAACAUAUUAAACAAGACCUUCUGUUUAAUAAACCUUGCCACUAUUUUGCUACUAGAUUUAAAAAACACCUUUUUUACAGAUAUCAAUUUUUAAAUAUUAAGACAGCUUCUAUAUAAGCUCCAAAAGUUUAAAGGAAUCAAUUUGAUCUAAAUGUGUUGAGUUUUACAUCAUUUGUUUGUUAUCCAUGAAUUUUGUAAAGUAUCUUGUAUCUUUAAUGAUUUAGGCCUUUUGUGCAUAACUCAAUUAGGCAAUUACAAUCCUAGAAACUGUACUUGGUUCUCCAAGAAUUUCUUUAUGAGUUAACUGACUAUCAUUAUCAGGAAAGUACCACUUAAAACUGUUAUAUUCUUUACACUAAAAACAUAUACAGUAAAUAUCUACAAAGCACUAAAUAACAAAACAGUGAACACUGAUUCUUUUCAUCCAAUCAACUAUGCAAGACACAGUUUUAGUUUCAUUCUUGAAAAAUCUGUGAAGUGUAGAAGAUGUUUGAAAGGAAGAUGGCAAUUUUUUUGCUUAGCUUGAUGACCAAUUUGCUACUUAGGGGGCUGGUUAAUGAAAUAUUUGGUUAAAAGUAUAUUUUAUUCAUAAACAAGCAACAUUCUUGGUUUGUUUGAUAGUACAUUUUCAAUGCUUUCAAUGUUUGUAAGACCUCAAUAUCAACCUUAUAUAUCACAUUUACAUCAAUCAAAAUCCAAAUUUUUUUUGCUGUAUUUCUAUAGCAUUAUCUGAUUGUUUGUCAUGAAGAGGCAAAAAUCCAAAUUGAAAACAUGCAAAUUUUCAUAAGAAACAAAUACUGGAAAAUCAGUAAGCAAUCAAGACAGUUAAUAGAAAAGGGCUCUCAUAAAAAUUCAUCUACAUGAUACAACUAUAGACAGAGAAUAAAAUAAAUUACCCUCAUCUAUGUACAGCAUUAUAAUGGAAGUGAAUCUUUUGACAGAGAUGUAAAGUGCAUUUGAAACCAAGCAAGUCUCACCAUUUGCAACUUCAAUUGAUUCUCCCCAACAAAUUUGUGCUUGGCAAUUCCCAAGAAUGGAAAGUCAAAUAGAGGGCUGCAAAAUAUUAAAAUAAUUAAGAAACUCUCAAGAAACAAUGAGCAUUAAAUUUUUGAAAAAGGAGUAUAAGAAACUGGAGUUAAUACUUCACCAGGGAGGGACAUAGAUCAACAUCAGGAAGUGGGCGAACAAUGCAUCAGCCCUUAAACUGCCUGAACAAUUAUACCUUUUAUGGGCGGUGAUUGUAACAGGGAAAAUAUUUCCGGCUAAUGCACCUGUCCCACGGCAAAAGAACCGCGGGAAAAGAGAGAGAGGAAAAAAAAAAAUUAGGAAACAUAUGAAGGAAAGAAAGAAAAUAGGGAAGGGGAGGAGGGCGGGUAAUAAAAAUCCAAGAAAACAACGCUUGAAACUUUAAUCUUGACUUUCUAGAGGUUAGAUCACCAUGUGACUGGAAGAUCGUGCCACUCAGCACGACAUGUCAAGUGUCCCAAACCCAUGCUCCUCCCUGGUGGCAUUAACUGCUGUUAAACCUCUGCGCAUCUAACAGAUAUUUAAUACUUCACCAGGGAGGGACAUAGAUCAACAUCAGAAAGUGGGCGAACAAUGCAUCAGCCCUUAAACUGCCUGAACAAUUAUACCUUUUAUGGGCGGUGAUUGUAACAGGGAAAAUAUUUCCGGCCAAAGGACACAUAGUGUACCCACCAAUCACCAACCAUAAAUUUAGCAUAUCCUAACUGAACUAACAAACGGCUCUGGGCCACCGGCAUUUUCGCCAAACAACAUCAAAAUAUGGAAUGAAAACAUCGGCCAAAGGCCAGAAAAAAUCGGCAGAAAGCCAACGGCGUUUACGCCAAAUUAUAAAGUUAAAUAAAGCAACGGCCUAAAAGGCCAUAAAAACAAACGGCACUGAGCCACCAGCAUUUUUGCCAAACAAUAUUAAAAUAUGGAAUGAAAAAACAUCGGCCAAAGGCCAGAAAAAAUCGGCAGAAAGCCAACGGCGUUUACGCCAAAUUUUAAACAUAAAUAAAGCAUAAAACAAACGGCACUGAGCCACCGGCAUUUUCGCCAAACAACAUCAAAAUAUGGAAUGAAAACAUCGGCCAAAGGCCAGAAAAAAUCGGCAGAAAGCCAACGCAUUUACGCCAAAUUAUAAAGUUAAAUAAAGUAACGGCCUAAAAGGCCAUAAAAACAAACGGCACUGAGCCACCGGCAUUUUUGCCAAACAAUAUUAAAAUAUGGAAUGAAAACAUCGGCCAAAGGCCAGAAAAAAUCGGCAAAAAGCCAACGGCGUUUACGCCAAAUUUUAAACAUAAAUAAAGCAUAAAACAAACGGCACUGAGCCACCGGCAUUGAUGCCAAACACCAUUAAAAUAUGGAAUGAAAACAUCGGCCAAAGGCCAGACAAAGCGGCAGGAAGCCAACGGCGUUAACGCCAAAUUUUAAAGUUAAAUAAAGCAAUUGCCAGGCCCUAAAACAAACGGCACUGGGCCACCGGCGGCAUUUUACCAAAUAACAUUAUAAUAUGUAAUGAAAACUUAGACCAAAGGCCAGGAAAAAAAAAAUGGUCGUAAGGCAACGGUGUUUAGGCCAAAUUUUAAAGUUAAAUAAAGUAACGGCCAAAGGCCAUAAAACCAAACGACACUAGGCCACCUGACAUUUUUGCCAAACAAUAUUAAAAUAUGGAAUGAAAACAUCGGCCAAAGGCCAGAAAAAAUCGGCAGAAAGCCAACGGCGUUUACGCCAAAUUUUAAACAUAAAUAAAGCAUAAAACAAACGGCACUGAGCCACCGGCAUUUUCGCCAAACAACAUCAAAAUAUGGAAUGAAAACGUUGGCCAAAGGCCAGAAAAAAAAUCGGCAGUAAGCCAACAGCGUUUACGUCAAGUUUUUAAAGUUAAAUAAAGCAAUGGCCCAAAAGGCCAUAAAACAAACGGCGCUGAGCCACCGGCAUUUUUGCCAAACAACAUUAAAACAUGGAAUGAAAACAUCGGCUAAAGGCCAGAAAAAAUCGGCAGUAAGCCAACAGCGUUUACGUCAAAUUUUAAACUUAAAUAAAGCAUAAAACAAACGGCCGUGGGCCACCAGCAUUUUGCCAAACACCAUUAAAAUAUGGAAUGAAAACAUCGGCUAAAGGCCAGAAAAAAUCGGCAGUAAGCCAACAGCGUUUACGUCAAAUUUUAAACUUAAAUAAAGCAUAAAACAAACGGCACUGAGCCACCGGCAUUUUUGCCAAACAACAUUAAAACAUGGAAUGAAAACAUCGGCUAAAGGCCAGAAAAAAUCGGCAGUAAGCCAACAGCGUUUACGUCAAAUUUUAAACUUAAAUAAAGCAUAAAACAAACGGCCGUGGGCCACCAGCAUUUUGCCAAACACCAUUAAAAUAUGGAAUGAGAAACGUUGGCCAAAGGCCAGAAAAAGUCGGCAAUGAGCCAACGGCGAUCACACCAAAAUAUUAAAGUUAAAUAAAACAAUGGCCUAAAGGCCAUAAAACGAAACGGCACUGAGCCACUGGUAAUUAAGUAGUCCAAGUAAUUAAAAUAGUGAAAAUGCUAUGUCAGAAACAUGAAGAAAAAAAAAGCUACAUCACUUCAAUAAGUGAAUUUUGAACAACAACAAAAAACUGAACCAGCAAAUUGACAAAGGGUAAAAUAGUCUUGAACAGAACAUAUUAGGGAACAUAACAAUUAAUCGAAAUAAAAUGUCUUUGCCCACCAAAGUUAACCACUACUUAAAGUAGAGGCUGAUGCCAGACAUCUUGAAGCAGUUAUUAAGCGAGUUUGCGAAAGCUUGAUAUAAACUUGAUAGGCCUCACUUGACCAGCGACCAAGUGCCUUUAUCAGAUAUUCAGGGAAGCCUAAAGAGGCAGCCGUAGAAGCAGCCCCUACACGAAAGCUGUGCAGCGUGAAACGACCAUUCCAGCCAGCUGAUAAUAAAGAUUUCUGUAGCCAACUGUUAAGUCUAUUCUUAGUCAAGAAGGCACCAUUCGAAAACAGGAACAGUGGACCAGACCUUUCUCCACGAAGACGAAUAUAUGUCAUAAGGGCUGUUACUGGACAUAAAACAGAGUCAGAACGGGCAAGUAAAAUUGAGCAACCUUUGCCAAACUGAUCUGUCUUAGACCUGGACAAUGCAAUAGAUACAACUGAUGGAACAGGCAUCUUGUCUACAGAUAUCUUAUCAAGAGAUAAAUGCAACCCUUCUGAAAAAUGGUUUGAAGGGACAGUAAAUUCGGCUGCCCUUAAGAACCCGAAAAAGGCAGUACAACAUGCAUCCCAAAGCAUAGCAUCGUCAAAUUUUGUCAAA